AUGUGCGACUAUUCCAUAUUUUCAGAGGCUUCGCGCAUCCUACAAGAUGUGUUGCUUGCGGACUCCCGCCUCAGACUCCCGCCGUCCUUCGUUGAAGCUUCCAAGAAGAUCAAGUUCGUCGGUGGUGAUGAAAAGCCUUUUGUCCUUACCCCUUUAAAAAUAACCGAGUCAAGCGCCUCAUUGACUGCCCUAGUAGCCACUGCUGCAAAUGUAGCCGCUGCGGAGAGGUACGGCAUCGAAUACCAAGACGUUGAAGUCAACACAGAUUUGGCCACUCUCUAUCUAGAAUCAGUCUUGCUUCCUACAAUUCGUGGAAAGCAUUUCCUUGAGAACAAACAGAUGGCGAUGGAGCUUGGCAAAAUGGAUGUUUAUCAGAUGAGCAAGCCCAUCAGACGCAAUACGACCAACGUCUACCGGACAAAGGAUGGGCGGUGGUACCACCUUCACGGUUCUAUGAAUGCGGGGCCUACAAUGGCAAUGGUGGGCGUCCAGGAUACCGACGCCACGCAAGAGCAAGCUGUUGAGAUAUAUAGCGAAAAGGUCUCACAGUGGGAAUCCAACGAGAUCGAACGUGUAGCCAACGACGAAUACAAACAAGCAGGCGUUGUCUGCUACACGCCGGAGGAAUUCUUCUCAAGUGAGCAUGGGAAAGCCAUGUCCCAAGUGCCACUAUGGGAUUCAAAACCACUGAGGGCACCACGGAAAACUUGGCCGAACACAAAGGACUACGCGAGUUAUCAACCUCUUGCAGGCUUCCGAAUUAUUGACUUUUCUCGGGUCAUCGCAGCUCCCGCUGUAUCUAAGCUUCUGAGUCUCCUCGGAGCUGAUGUACUUCGUGUCUCCUGCGACAAGCUGCCUGAGGUGGUGACAACAAUGCCAGACCUGCAAACUGGAAAGCGGGACACGAACAUUGAUAUAAAGACUGAAGAGGGGAAGCACACCUUUGCUGAGCUCGUAAAGGGAGCGGACAUUCUCAUCGAUGGAUUUCGCCCUGGGGUUCUCGAUCGCCUUGGCUUCAACUCAAAGACUUUACGCGAAUUGAACCCCAGCCUGAUCUACAUGCGCGAGAACUGCUACGGCUUCAAAGGUCCGCUGGCCUAUAGAUCGGGCUGGCAGCAGAUAAGCGACUGUUUAGUAGGCCUAUCCUACCUUCAAGGGCAGUUCCUUGGCCUCGAUGAAGCCGUCGUCCCUCUCCUUCCCAACUCUGACUACCAAACAGGCUUGGUUGGUGCAGUUGCCGCUAUCCAGGCCUUGAUUGCUCGCACGAAGGACGACGUGACAUUUGACAUUGACAUCAGUUUGACGCAAUUCAACAUGUGGUAUUACCAGCUUGGUUUGCACUCAAAGGAACAACAGACCAAGUUACUCGCUCGCGAUCCAGAGUUUCAACCUCGCCACUUUGACGAUAUGCCCAUCUUGGUCGCGAAAACGCAUGCGUCGCUCAAGCGAGUUCGCCCAGACAUGUUCAAACACCCAGAGUAUUUCUGGGAUAUGAGUGGUAAAGGAUAUGGCCUUGAAGAGGACCUAAAGGUUCUUGCUCCUGCAUUCAAGUUUGGUAAGUCAUAUAUUGGUUGGAAGGAACCUACUGGGCGUAGGGGGCGAUCGAAAGCAGAAUGGAUUUCCUAG
This is a messenger RNA of Clonostachys rhizophaga, 1626 nucleotides long. The record is from the annotation of a GenBank genome assembly. Lineage: Eukaryota; Fungi; Ascomycota; Sordariomycetes; Hypocreales; Bionectriaceae.